GACGGAAGGAAACACUUUUUGCAAGGUAAACGUCUAUAUCAAGAUCGUUCUCUGUCCAGCAACUCACCAGUUCAUCUGUAGAUAUCACUUAGUGGAUUAAAAUAAAGAUUUAAAUUAUUGUCUGGACUGUUGUCUUACUCCGGCCUUAUCGUCGAGACGAAGACACACAGACACGUGGUCAGGGUCGACGUCGAGAGUUAGACAAGAUAGAUUGCUGUGUCAUUUGAAACAUGCAGCUGUCGAAGCUAACUUUUGUAGGAGCUCUUACAACCGUUUUAAUUACUUCUGUUGCAAUUUUAAUGUUCAAAAAAUGGAGAAACAGAUGUCGAAAAAUAGGACGACUUUCUAAAAUAAUUCUCUAUCCUGUCAAAUCUAUGGCUGGUCUGGAAGUGCAACAAGCAGUAUGUAAAGCUACUGGUUUAGAAUGUGGUCAGAUACGUGACAGAAUGUGGAUGCUGGUUAAAUCAUGUGGAAAUUUCUUAAAUCCAAUCGAUGAACCUCGUCUUGUAUCCAUACAAACCAGAAUAGAAGGCGAUCAACUGGUUAUUGAAGCAACAGGCAUGAAACAGUUAAGAAUUGGCAUUAUUUCAAAAAUAACUUCAGAUUCCAGAAUUAUUCCAUGCAAGAUGUAUAAGAAAACAAUAGAAGGAGUAGACUGCGGUGAUGAAGCUGCAGAAUGGUUUCAUAAAUUUUUGAAAAAAUCCGAUAUUCGACUGAUACAAUAUUUGCCAUAUUUCAAAACAAGGCCAUCCGAAUUUCAAAAUUUAAUAGAUUUAAACGAAGAUAAUUAUCCCUUAAUAUAUCAAGCAGGAAACCCGUAUCUAAUACUUGGUCAGGCAUCAUUGGACGAAUUAAACAGCAAAUUGGACCAAUAUAUAUCAUACAGGAAUUUCAGACCGAAUAUUGUCAUAGACGAAUGCAAUCCUUUUGAAGAAGAUAAAUGGAAAUAUCUGAAAAUAGGAAAGAAGGCUGUAUUGAUCAGAACAGUUCCUUGUGAAAGAUGUUCCGUGACGAAGAUUAAUCCCGAAGAUGGAACCGUGUUUAAAAGUGAACCUUUACGAACUUUAAAAACUUUUAGAAUAAGUAGAGAUGCUAAACAGAAAGAAAAAUUUGGAGAAAAACCUUUAUUUGGAAUGCAAUAUGGACUGGUUUCCGAAGGAAAUAUUUGUGUUGGAGACGAAAUUUAUGUUUUUUUUUUCGUCUCGUAUUUUUACGUAAGACGAAAACACGUGAUUGAUAUUAUGACGUUUACCAAAUUGCGUAAUUUUGUUUACGCAACCACCCCUUCAUUCUCGGCAUUCACUUCGUUCUACUUAAUAAUGGAGAUACCAAAAUUUUAUUUGUACACGACUUGUACUGCUGUGUUACUCAGUACACUUAUCUAUCUUGGAUUAAGGUGUUCGAGGAAGAGAUUUAGGAAAAUCGGUCGAGUUUCAAAGAUUAUCCUUUACCCGGUCAAGUCUUUAGCAGGGUAUGAAGUGGAAAAAGCAUUUUGUACAUCAAGUGGCUUGAAAAAAGAAACUUUUCAGGAUAGAAUGUGGAUGUUAGUGAGAACUUCAGAUAACAGAAACGUAACUUUGAUGACUGAACCACGUUUAGUGCUUCUGCAUCCACGUAUAGAAGAUAAUCAAUUGAUAAUCGAUAGCGAAGGAUUAGAUCCGUUAAAAGUGGACAUCAUCACUGACAUCCCUAUUGAUGCAGACGUCCAAGAAUACAAGAUUUAUGAAUAUAAACCUAUAAAGGGUGUAGACUGUGGCGAAGAAGCUGCAAAAUGGUUACAAAAGUUUCUAAAUAGAGACGACAUUCGCUUAAUACAGUUUCUUCCAAUCUUCGAAACAAGGCCGUCUACUUUUAGUAAUUUAGUAAAUUUGAACGAAGAUAAUUAUCCCGUAGUAUUUCAAUCGGCUAGUCCUUAUCUUCUACUCAGUCAAGCAUCUGUGGAUGAUCUGAAUGGCAGAUUAGAAGAUGAAGAGAAAGUAAGCUACAAGCAUUUUCGAGCGAAUAUUCUCUUAGAUGAUUGUAAACCUUUUGAAGAGGAUAAAUGGAAAUACUUGAAAAUAGGAGAAGCUAUAUUGAUCAGGACUAUUCCUUGCGAUCGUUGUGCAAUUACUAAAGUUAAUCCAGAAACUGGCAUUAGAAGUAAGGAAGAACCUAUAAGAACUCUGAAAAAAUAUAGAUUAGCUAAGGAUCCUAAAGAGAAGAAGGUAUUUGGACAGAAACCAGUAUUUACUAUGAAUUAUGGUUUGGUAACUGGAGGAGAGAUAUGGGUUGGCGAUGAAGUCUACGGCUCAAAUUGACAUUUUUAAUAAUAAUAAUAUCCGUUAGAAUAAAUAGAAUAGGAAUAAUUUUAUAUAAAACAAUAUUUGCCAUGAAUAUAAAUUGAAAUCUCGUGUUAAAUUCACAUUAUCAUUGUUUAAAUUUUAAAAUUUACGCUGAAAUUUUAAU
Molecule: messenger RNA, 2445 nt
Organism: Centruroides sculpturatus (bark scorpion)
Lineage: Eukaryota; Metazoa; Arthropoda; Arachnida; Scorpiones; Buthidae
Exons: 15
Coding region: 231-2297 (688 amino acids)
Molecular function (GO): molybdenum ion binding; pyridoxal phosphate binding; catalytic activity
Source: RefSeq, a predicted model, not a curated record